Didymodactylos carnosus is the source of this 1659-nucleotide messenger RNA. The record is from the annotation of a GenBank genome assembly. Lineage: Eukaryota; Metazoa; Rotifera; Eurotatoria; Philodinida; Philodinidae.
AUGGUCAGAAAUAAUCAUGGCCAAAAGAUACUUGGAAAAUUAUUUCAGUUAUAUUUACCCAAAACUCAUCGAACCUAUAGUUGUAUUCAUUGUCGAGCACAAUUGGCAAAUCAUGAUGAGCUAAUAUCAAAAUCGUUUCAAGGUAGCCAAGGACGAGCUUAUCUAUUUAAUUCCGUUGUUAAUGUGAACACAAGUACUGCUGAAGAACGUGUUUUAUUAACUGGACUACAUGAAGUAGCCGAUAUUUAUUGUGAAUGUUGCAAAACAUUACUAGGAUGGAAAUAUGUAAGUUUUUUUUAUAACUUCAUUCAUCAUCUGCAAAAAGUAAAUACAUUUUUAUCUUAGACGAUUAUAUUCAUCGGGUAAUAGUAAAACAUGAAGACACCCACAGACAGCACACAGACAUCCACAGACAGCCACAGACAGCACACAUACAACCACAAACAGCCACAGACAGCUACACAGACAUCCAUGGAUGUCUGUGUAUGGAUGUCUGUGUUUGGAUGUCUGUGUGGCUGUCUGUGGUUGUAUGUGGGCUGUCUGUACAACUGUCUGUGACUGUCUGUGUGCUGUUUGUGGGUGUUUGUAAGUGUCUGUGGGUGUCUGCGGGUGUCUUCAUGUUUUACUAUUACCCUAUAUCCAUCAAAGUCGUCACAUAUUUAAUUGAAAUAGAAUCCUUCUUUAUUAGAUCUAUUUUUAUCGACAAUUAAGAUAACGUGACAUGCAGUGUUAAGUCUAGACCGAUAAGUAAAAUCUGUCUUUUUUCCAAUCAGUGUUUAAAACUAGGCCACUAGUCAACAAUCAGCUCGAUCUGAAAAGCUGAAUCGGUCAUGCAAAUUUUAUCAGAACUGAAUUAAACCAUAUUAAAAUGUGUGUGCUCUCAUUUAGAGAUGGAAAUGCUGAUCUACUCUGGAUCUAUUAACGAAAUCAGGGCUGAAUGUGUCUGAAAGUGAUAAUGCCAGAGCUAAUUCCGGUUAGGUUUUCUAGGUCUGAACUGCAUCAGCUAUGAGAAGAAAAAGGUUCCCGUAAAAGAACAACGAUUUCUAAACUCUGAGAACAAUUUAGAAUAGCACGAAAACAGAUAACUUUGGCUAUCACAAAUAUAUGAGGACAAUGUAACGUUGAGUAGGAGAGAUUAAUGUUACUAUGAAACGUACUUUUAAAGUCCACAGCAUUAGAUUAUUAUCUACGUUAGGUUUGAAAGUAUUGACAAGGAUAUUUAGCUCUGAAGUGAGUAGCAAAAACGAAUAACUGAUUUAUCUUUUCAGGCUGAGCUGAUUGUUGACUAUAUUUGUAUCGAGAUAAAAAAAUUGAUUAAAAUCAAAUUUAUUUCGUGUUUUAUGCAAAAUUCUGUCAAAUCAGAUACAUUUCUUCCAAUCACUUUUUUUUCAAGUUUCAAGUUAAUCAAUUUUUUCUCUCAAACGUCAGCAAUUUAUUCUUCAUUUAAGGGUCUCCCUCCCCUCUAAAAUUUUUUUUUCCCAGAACACUCAGUCUUACUGAAAUCUUUAUUUAAUAUCUAUCUGACCAUUGAUAGUUCUCAGUAAAAAUUUGAGCUCAUAAUAUUGAGUUUUUCGCGAGUUAUUGUAACAUCAAGGGUCAAAAAGUAGGUGUCCGUGUGUCAAAGAUUUUGUUUUCAAUUUUAACGAUACGGACCUCGGG